AAAGCCGCCGGGUUUUGUGCGGUCGGGUUUGGCGGCGGGGGCGUCCUGGGCAGAAGGAGUGUGCGUGGCGCAGCCAGCGGCAUUGCAGGCCCAUCGACAGCAGCGAGAGCAGGCCCAAGACAUGCCCCGCGGACGGCCGAUGAUCGUGGUGGAGACGACGGAGAGGGUGGGCCGUGCGUGCGGAUGCUGGGCAGCGAUGGUGUGCUUUGAUGGGAGCGGGCUGGGUGUGAGGCCUGGGCUGGUCGAGCGCCGAUAUGGGCGCAACACGGAAGGAAGAAGGGCCUGAUCCAGCUCUGCCCCGUCCAACCCCUGCAUCUGGCAGCCGAGCAGCAAUCGCAGGCGCAGCCGAAACAGACGGGAGUCGACAGCAAAGAAGGAACAAGCAAGCACUCGAGCAUCGUUGCCAUGAUUCGAUUUAUCCUCGUUCAGAACCGACAAGGCAAAACACGGCUGUCCAAAUGGUACAUGCCCUUCGAAGACGAGGAGCGUCAGAAGCUGAAGGCCGAAGUCCACAAGCUGAUUGCCGCUCGCGACCAGAAGCACCAAUCCAACUUUGUUGAGUUCCGCAACUACAAGAUGGUCUAUCGUCGCUACGCUGGACUCUUCUUUUGCUUCUGCGUGGACAUCAACGACAAUGACCUGGUGUACCUCGAAGGCAUCCACUUUUUUGUCGAGGUUCUGGACGCCUUUUUCCGCAACGUCUGCGAGCUGGAUCUGGUCUUCAACUUUUACAAGGUGUAUUCGAUACUGGAUGAAGUGUUCCUGGCAGGCGAGAUCCAGGAGACGAGUAAAGCCGUCAUCAUGGGCCGACUCGAGCUGCUCGAAAAGCAAGAGUAGAAGCGCAUUGCGCUGCGACUCUGUUCGGCGCGGUGUCUGGAAACAGCCAGAGCUCUGAAUAUACCGAUCCACCGAUGGGACAAGUA
Messenger RNA from Polychytrium aggregatum, 923 nucleotides. RefSeq names its product putative clathrin coat assembly protein ap17. Gene Ontology annotation, biological process: clathrin-dependent endocytosis; protein transport. The record is from RefSeq and is a predicted model, not a curated record. NCBI's taxonomy places the organism in Eukaryota, Fungi, Chytridiomycota, Chytridiomycetes, Polychytriales. Gene Ontology annotation, molecular function: clathrin-cargo adaptor activity. Gene Ontology annotation, cellular component: intracellular membrane-bounded organelle; AP-2 adaptor complex. The transcript has 5 exons. The coding region runs from base 406 to 837 and encodes 143 amino acids.